AUGUCUAGUAUACGUAUAAGGUCGAGAAAGGCCACACCAUCCGAUUGCUUAUACUUUUUGAGGCCCGAAAUCGAUGUUUGUGUGCUCUCAACAUCUCACGAAUCUGAAAACGAAGACAGUGAAAAUAAUCCCGAGCCCGUUUGGCUAGAUGCAAGACUAAGAUCCAUCGAGCGAAAAUUACCCCACGGCCCCACAUGCGAGUGUCGGUUUUACGUCAGCUUUUACGUCGACCAAGGCCCCGACCUCAUGCUCACGAGCAAGAGAAUAAGCAAGGACACAAUCCUAGUAAACCUCGACCGGAUCUCAAUUCUCCAAAGGCUCGAACAAAAGCCGUCUGAAAACGAGUACUAUCGUUGGGCCUUUUCUGAGGACUGUCCGUCCGUCCACAACUUCAAAUUGUUCUGCGGAGCGUUCUCAUCCGACCUCUCGUGGCUCGUUGUUGCAUCCUUCGCCAAACGAACCGAGUUUAACAUCCGGUCGGUAAACAAUCGCAUCGUUUACGAGAUUUCCGAGCACGAACCUGAGGUGGCUCAAAUGGGCCCCAACGACCGGGCCUACGGUUUGGGUUUCAAAAUGGAGAACGACGUCAUGACACCUGUCGUCUCUGAAAUCGAUCUUUCCGGAGAAUGGGACAAAGACGGGCAACCAACGUCGUUCGAUUUGAUCGAGCUGCGAAGGUCAAAACGGCGAAUCGUGCGACCCGAUCGUUAUUUGGCGUGCGACAAUCUCCCGGAUUACGAGCUCGAGGUGACCCGAUUGGGCGAGGGAAAGUCACACAAGCUCGAAUACGACGACAGCUCGUCUGACGAUAAUGAUGAAAACGACCUUGACUACGACAUGCCGCUCGCGCUUUCCGUACAGGAAGAAGACAACGAGUUCAAGAGUCGUGACGGGGUCGAGAAAUGGAUAAGGUCGUACAAGAGGAAGCUCAAGGAAGCUAAACGGAAAUACAACAAAUCGGGCAAGUGGAAAAAUCUUCUAAAAGGAAGAAAAGAUGGAGAAAAAGAAGAAGAGCUUGCGAUUGUCCCGACUAACCCUUCCCCCUCCUCGGAAAAAGACUCGUUUUUCCUCGGCAAGAAUUUUCGGGAGCCCAAGCCCCGGAAAGACGACCCAAACAGGAUACAAGAAUUGGUGGCGAGGUACUUUAGCACGAACUGGUCAACAUCAUCACACAAAAAGAAGAGGUUCGACUUUGACUUUAUGGACAUUGGGGAAAGCGCGGGGACCCGUCGGGGACCGAAGGUCACGCGCAGGAAAUACCAUCGGGUCCGUAGCCAUUCGACGACUCUGAAAAGCGACUGCUUUUACGUGAGGGAGAGCAUUUACGAUGUGAGAAGCUUCCGAAAGGGGUCGCAUACCGCGCAGUUGUGCAGGGAGUUGAUUAGGACGUGUAUGAAUAAUAUUGAUGCGACUCUUAGGAACGAGCCAGUUCAGCCUCCCGUGCUUAGUCAGUGGAACGAAUUCCAGUCGAACAAUGAGGCGAACAAAGCAGAACCAGAAGCCAAACAAACGGCGAAUAAUGACGAGGAGUUAUCGGAAGUCGAUAUGCUGUGGAAUGAAAUGGAUGCUGCCUUGGCUUCAUGGUACAUUCUCGAUGAUAUUGAGAGGUCUCAAGCUCAGUUUACUCCCGAAGAGACAACGGCGAGCAAAAGCGAGGAGCCCAAGUGCGAGCACGAUUUCAGACUUGACGAGGAAAUCGGGACCAUUUGCUGUCUGUGCGGAUUUGUCCAGACUGAUAUAAAGGAUAUCUUUCCGCCGUUUGCCACGACGAGCACACACACGCCUCUGAACAGGGAGCAACAAAACAAAAACGAAGAAAGCGAGCACGGCACGAAGACCGAAAAUCAAGAAUUCAACAAGUUCAAGAUCCCGAUCCCCGCCUCCCCAACCGGCCCCACCAUAACCGACGACGACUCCACGAAGAAGAAAGUGUGGUCUCUCAUACCCGAGCUGAAGGACAAGCUCCGAAGCCACCAGAGGAAAGCCUUCGAGUUCCUCUGGCGCAACAUCGCCGGCUCGUUAAUCCCUUCCCGCAUGGAGAAAAGGAAAAAGAAGUGGGGCGGUUGCGUAAUUUCGCACUCCCCUGGCGCCGGCAAGACCCUCCUCAUAAUCGCCUUCCUCGUCAGCUACCUAAAGCUUUUCCCCGCCUCGAGGCCGCUCGUGCUCGCUCCCAAAACCACUCUCUACACGUGGUACAAAGAGAUCCUCAAGUGGAAGAUCUCAAUUCCGGUGCACCAAAUCCACGGCGGGCAAACGUACAAAGGCGAGGUGUUGAAACAGCGCAUGAAGAAAUUAGCCCACGGCUUACCUCGCAACCAGGACGUGAUGCACGUGCUCGACUGUUUGGAAAAAAUGCAGAGAUGGCUCUCUGAACCGAGCAUCCUACUAAUGGGCUACACCUCUUUUUUAACCCUAACCCGCGAGGACUCUCACUACGCUCAUCGCAAGUACAUGGCCCAGCUCCUCAAGCAGUGCCCCGGGAUUCUCAUCCUCGACGAGGGCCACAACCCGAGGAGCACCAAAUCGAGACUACGAAAGGCGCUCAUGAAAGUCAACACGCGCUUACGCAUCCUUCUCUCCGGAACUCUUUUCCAGAACAAUUUCGGCGAGUACUUCAACACGCUUAGCCUCGCGAGGCCCAUAUUCGUGAACGAGGUCCUCCGUGAACUCGACCCGAAGUACGAGAAGCGGAACAAGGAGCGGCAGACCCAGUUCUCCCUAGAGAACAGGGGUCGGAAGCUCCUCAUCGACAAGAUCUCCAAGAAGAUCGACUCCAACGGGGCCGGCGAGCGGGCCCAGGCGCUCAAGACUCUCAAGAAGCUGACGAGCAAGUUCAUCGACGUGUACGAAGGCGGGAACUCGGACGACAACAAGCUCCCGGGACUUCAGUGCUACACGUUGAUGAUGAAAUCGACGAGCCUUCAGAUGGAUAUUCUAGUGAAGCUUCAAAACCAGAGGCCCGUCUAUAAAGGUUUCCCGUUGGAGCUCGAGCUGCUGAUCACGCUCGGGGCCAUCCACCCGUGGCUGAUACGGACCACCGCUUGCUCCGCACAGUACUUCAGCUCGGACGAGCUGAACGAUCUCGAGCGGUUCAAGUUCGACAUGAAAUGUGGGUCAAAGGUUCGGUUCGUGAUGAGCCUGAUCCCGAGGUGCCUCGUACGAAACGAGAAGGUUUUAAUAUUCUGCCACAACAUAGCCCCUAUAAACCUGUUUCUGCAGAUAUUCGAGAGGUUCUAUGGGUGGAGCAAGGGCCGUGAGGUCCUCGUGCUCCAAGGGGAUAUCGAGCUUUUCGAGCGUGGCAGAGUUAUGGACAAGUUUGAGGAGCCAGCAGGGCCUUCUAAGGUGAUGCUGGCUUCGAUCACGGCAUGUGCUGAGGGAAUUAGCCUUACGGCUGCUUCACGAGUCAUCCUGCUCGACUCUGAGUGGAACCCGUCUAAGAGCAAGCAGGCCAUUGCACGGGCCUUUAGGCCCGGUCAGAAUAAAGUUGUUUAUGUGUACCAGCUGCUGGCGAACGGGACUCUGGAGGAGGAGAAGCAUAUCAGGACCACGUGGAAGGAGUGGGUCUCGGAUAUGAUUUUCAGCGACGAGCUCGUAGAGGAUCCUUCUCAUUGGCAGGCGCCGAAAAUCGAGGACGAGCUUCUGAGGGAGAUCGUGGAGGAGGAUCGGGCCACUCUUUUCCAUAAGAUCUUGAAGAACGAGAAGGCCUCGAACGUGAUCAGGGGGAAAGAUGUGUGA
Messenger RNA from Striga hermonthica, 3735 nucleotides. NCBI's taxonomy places the organism in Eukaryota, Viridiplantae, Streptophyta, Magnoliopsida, Lamiales, Orobanchaceae. The record is from the annotation of a GenBank genome assembly.